AUGUUAAAUAAAAAUUUGAUACCUGUUCACAAUCUGCCGACAGAAUUUAAUCCUAAAUUCCGUCUGGACUUGCUCGAAGUUGGCGAUUGUGGCCCACUUCAAGCCUCCCCGACCCACUACGAUGACCCGUAUCGUCACGUCCACCCCCCCCCCCCGCGUUGCGAACUCCAAGCCCAAGUCAAAUUGGGAGAUAAACUCCCAGCCGUUAUUCGUCUGACAGAAAAUCAGGAGCUGAAGGUGGAUAACCCUCCCUCACUGGUGAGGUCGAACCCAUCGGCCGUACCGUUGAUUGCACAUCCAGCCACUGCCAAGUCAAUUGAUAAGGUGGUCAAUAUCAUCAAGGGAGUGUGGCUUCGUGAUAAUACAUAUUGGUAAUUUGUUCCGGCUUAAUAUGUGCAUUUCGUAGAUCUAGGAAACGUUGAAGAGAAAUAAAAGUUAUGUCUGCCUCGAA
Molecule: messenger RNA, 451 nt
Organism: Chondrus crispus (carragheen)
Lineage: Eukaryota; Rhodophyta; Florideophyceae; Gigartinales; Gigartinaceae
Exons: 2
Coding region: 1-375 (124 amino acids)
Source: RefSeq, a predicted model, not a curated record